Molecule: messenger RNA, 423 nt
Organism: Aspergillus versicolor CBS 583.65
Lineage: Eukaryota; Fungi; Ascomycota; Eurotiomycetes; Eurotiales; Aspergillaceae
Exons: 3
Coding region: 1-423 (140 amino acids)
Source: RefSeq, a predicted model, not a curated record
AUGCGUGUUAACACUGUCAUAUCCUCGAUUGCCAUGCUGACCACUGCCGUCUCCGGCCACUCUGUCAACUGCUGGGGUAAAGCCCUGCACCCUGACUUUCAUACCUUGAGGCAGGCACUUGGCGCGGUUGAAAACGGACCAGAUAGUGCAAAGGCUGACGCCAACUCGUGUACCAAGGUAUUCUGCGGGAGAGAUAUGAGCAUUCGGUACUGUAACGAGGGUGACAAGACUCGCACCAUGCCUAUGCAAAAUAUCAUGGACAGCGUCAAAGUGAUUGCUCACGACUGCAAGACUGAGUAUGACGGCGAGACUGUUGCUGGUGGUGUCGUCGACCACCCUGACCACUGGUCCGUGGUUGUGCAAACUGAGGACGAUGACUGCGGUUACUAUGGUUGGGACGAGUAUCCACUGGCUGAUCUGUAA